AGCGUCAGAUUCACCGCGACGCCUAAGAAAUCCUCCGCGCCGCGCUCGCAUCGCCAGCGUGCAUUGGUCUCGCGCGUGCUCGAGGAUCUGCUUCAGACGGUUCACAUGACACCAAGCUCCCACGUUCAGUCAAAUGCGCCCGAUUAUAAGGAAGGAAACGUGCGCUCUGCUUAAAAAUGGGUGCGCGCAAUGUUCGUAACGUCGCGUCUCCUCGCGUCUCCAUCAGUAACCAAUGCAGAUCCAUCUGGUCCCACUGCAUCAGCUGCCACGAUGGGGCUUGUGUGGACGUCACCGGUUUUUUUCUUUCCUCACCUUCCCCUUCUCGUUUUUUUUUUGUUCCACCAGAGCAUCUCUCUCCUUCUGCUCUCCCUCUUUCUACGCCGCCCACUCCUUCCCAACCAUUGAUCCGACCACUCACCGCCGCCUCGCCGGCUUCUUCGCCUCAUUACAUCGCCUGCUGCGCUUUUCGGCAUCAUUUUAAAGGGAAGGAGCGGCACAUUUUGGACGCUGUAACGUUAAAAAAAAGAAGGGCGGACGCGACACGAGCGGCACCAUGGCGAGCACCGAGGAUAAAGCGGCCAACAAGGAGAACGUGUCCAGCUGGAAGGACUCCAUCUACAACCCGAGGACCGGGGAGCUGAUGGGGCGCACGGCCAGCAGCUGGGCCCUCAUCCUGCUCUUCUACCUGGUCUUCUACUGCUUCCUGGCCGGCAUGUUCGCCCUGACCACGUGGGUGAUGCUGCUCACGCUGGACGACUACGUGCCGCGCUACCGGGACCGCGUUCCCUAUCCAGGCCUGGUGAUUCGUCCAAACCUACCGUACAUAGCAUUCAACAGAUCGGACCCACACAAAUACUCCGACUACGUCAAGGUCAUGGAGGACUUCCUCGAAAAAUACAACGACGGGGCGCAGGAGCAGAGCGAGGAGUGCACCCAGGGGGUGUACUUCGAGCAGGACAACACCGAGGAGAUGACCAAGAAGGUGUGUCGCUUCAGGCGGGACAGCCUCAACUCCUGCUCCGGCCUCGUGGACACCACCUUCGGCUUCGCCGAGGGCAAGCCCUGCAUCCUGUUGAAAAUGAACAGGAUCAUCGGCCUGAAGCCCCGUGGGGAUCCCUACAUCAACUGCACAACAAAAAAUAAAGACGCUCAGGUUCCAAUAAUGUACUACCCCGGAGAGGGCCGCUUCGACAAGAUGUACUUCCCCUACUACGGCAAGAAGGCCCAGGAGAACUACUUGCAGCCCGUGGUGGCUGUGAAGCUGAUGCUCCUCAAGGAGGACUACAACAAGGAGUGGGUGGUGGAGUGCAGGGUAGAAGGCUCCGACCUGCGCAACAACGACGAGAGGGAUAAGUACCUGGGCCGUGUCACCUUCAGGGUCCUGGCGUCAGAGUAGGAAAGGGGAGAACGGAUGGUAAAAGGAAACCCGAUGCAGAGGCUGCCCACGUCUGCUAAGGAUUAGUGUUUAAAAAUUUUUGAAAAAAGGAAGGAAGUGUCAAAUACGUCACAAAGACAGCAUUAUGGGAUGUGGCCAAGCCUUUUGAUGCUGAUUAGCUCGGCUCCCAGUAGGAGAGCUGGUUCCAGAUAUUGGAUGUUGCUUUGGUGACCUCUCUGACCCUUCUUUCCUUUCCUUUAUGAUUCCUUGCUGACAUCCUAGAAGACCCCCAGAACAACACCCAGGCUCUGCUCCUGACCCCCCCCCCAUUCUCCUCUUGCACUGCUCAGUCUUCAGUUAUUUAUUUUUUAGUAUUGAUGUGAUUAGAUAACUUAUAGCCAUUGCAACCAAGCCAUUUGGAGGUGUUGUGUAAUUGCUGUUACCGAUUUUUAAAAUGUUUUUUUUACAUCCACCUGCCGUGAGGAAGUGUCGUUUCCAUCUCUUCAUACUGUGUGAAUGGCAGUGAUACCGCUGACGUUGAGAGGAUUUUUAUCUCGCUGUGUAAUAUAACUGAGAAAGUAGAACCAACAUUUCCAACACGUCUGCAGAGUGUUGUCACAUCGCAAAGACUUCAUAGAAACAUAUCUUGAUAAUCAAGUAUAGCUACUAUAUCCCUGUAUAUGAAAUGCCAAUUACAAAGUCCCUUUCUACAUAUAAAUACAUUGUGCUACUUACCAUAUUUAGGGAACUAUAGAUAGAUCUUUGUGUUGUGGUCUGCGCAGCCACAACCGAGUCUUGUGCUGUCCGUCUGUCUGCAUGUGCGUCUGUCCACUCAUCUUACUGUUUACUCAUCUCGCCACUGCAAUAGCCAACGUGUGAGUGAGCUCUCGAGGACCAGAUACGUCGCCUUGCUCCACCGGCGCCGCGCGGCAGCCGGCGCCGGUGGCAAUGGCGGCGCGCGGAAGGUACAGUGUCAAUUGUGCUUUUAAGGCGAAGGGGCGCUGGAGAAAGCGUUGCAAAAAUAAAAAUGUUCACUGUAACUAUGUACUGUACUCUAUCUUGAUGUAUAUCUAUCUGGGUCUCAAAGAUUGUUUGAUAGUUUUCUCUAUUCUUCAGCCUGUUGAUCUGAUUGUCUGCCAAUCUAUUACUCUUCAAUGUAUAUAUAUAUACACACUUAUCUACCAUAUUUACUUAAUUCACACUGUAUUUUUGUCACAAAACACAAUGUCUGUGCACUGUAAAGAAAGAAUUUAAGCAAAGAUUUACAGGAAAUUAUCUUAUUCAAAGCUAUGUUUACACAGUCUUGAAAGGAACCCACAUUUGAAAGAACAACGUGUAACAUCUCUUCAGGGUGCCUUAAGACCUGAUGAUGAAAAUAAAUUGUGGAAUAAAAGUGAUUUUGAAGAAACAAAA
Messenger RNA from Betta splendens (Siamese fighting fish), 2788 nucleotides. Its product is annotated as sodium/potassium-transporting ATPase subunit beta-3-like. The coding region runs from base 554 to 1396 and encodes 280 amino acids. Gene Ontology annotation, biological process: potassium ion import across plasma membrane; sodium ion export across plasma membrane; intracellular sodium ion homeostasis. The transcript is spliced from 7 exons. Lineage: Eukaryota; Metazoa; Chordata; Actinopteri; Anabantiformes; Osphronemidae. Gene Ontology annotation, cellular component: sodium:potassium-exchanging ATPase complex. The record is from RefSeq and is a predicted model, not a curated record. Gene Ontology annotation, molecular function: ATPase activator activity.